GUGGGACGGUUGCAGGUUACGAGGGGGGGACCGUUGGUUAUGGUGCAGGUUGAGAAUGAGUAUGGUUCGUAUGGCACCGAUCAUGGGUACACACGUGCGUUGAGGGAUGUUUUGAGGGGGGUUUUCGAGGUCCCGUUGUAUACUAAUGAUGGAGGCGUCGAGUGGACGCUUGCGGGCGGGGAGGUGCCGGGUGUGCUCGCGGCGAUUGAUGGGGACCCCAGGUCUGGGUUUGCGGCGAGGGAUCGGUAUAUCACGGAUCAGUCGGAGCUCGGGCCGUUGCUCGAUGGGGAGUACUACACCACUGGCCCGGACUUCUGGGGGUCGGCGAAUACGCAUACUACGGCGGUGGGCAACCCGUCGCUGAUCCGUCAGUAUGUCGAGGAUCUCGACUUCGUGCUCGGUGCGGGUAGUUCUAUCAGCUUGUAUAUGUUUCAUGGAGGCAGUAAUUUUGGGUUUAGCAAUGGUGCGAUUUGGAAGAAUUAUACGGCUGCUUUUAUUACGAGCUAUGAUUACGGCGCACCCUUGGAUGAGAGCGGACGCACGACGGAGUUGUACGAUGUUUUGAGGGAUGCGAUUGCGAAGUAUGUCCCUGAGGGAAGCAUACCGGAGCCACCGGCGAAUGUGCCACUGGCCGAGAUUCAAAAUUUUACGUUAACGCCGGUGGGUGCGCUGUUUGAUGUGGAUAUUCUUGGGGAGAAGACGGCGAGAGAGGCGCCGGUUACGAUGGAGGAGUUGGACCAGGCUUAUGGGUUGGUUCUCUACGAGCAUAUGGUUACUACGACACUGCAAGGGGUUUUGCAGCCAGGGGAUAGGGCCAGGGAUCGCGUUAUUGUGUAUGUGAAUGGCACGAAAAAGGGUGUCAUUGAUAGCACGUACGCGAAGCCGGCAGAAGUUAGUUUGUCAUUACAGCCGGGCGAUGUGCUGCGGCUACUAGUUGAGAAUCUUGGUCGCGUCGACUACUGGUCGAGGGAAUCUGGCACAUUCAUCGCGCUCGAGGACCCAUAUAAGGGUAUUGUAGGGAAUGUCACGGUUGGUUCGCAAGUUGUUUCUGGGUGGGAUAUCUACUCGCUGCCACUUGAUGCGCCUCCUGCCUCUCAAGAGAUCAGGCCUGAGUCUAAAGCAUUAGCGAUAGCAGCGGAAUCGCCACCUGUCUUCUUCAGCGGCACGUUUCGCGUUGACGGCGGGAAUGCAUCUGACCCCAUGACACUAGACACGUUUCUAUCCGUCCCAGAUGGUGUCAAGGGAAACGUCUGGGUGAAUGGGUUCAACUUGGGUCGGUAUUGGAUUGUAGGACCGCAGCAGUCGUUGUACCUCCCGGGGACCGUGAUUAAGGCCGACGAGGAGAAUGAGAUUGUCGUGCUCGAGCUUGAGCCGAAUGCGGACUCCUUGACGGCUUUUGGGGCGGCCGAGAGGACUUGGGCGAAUCAUCCGGAUCCUGACUACCCCUGAGUUUAAGGCGUUUCGAUGUUUUCGGUCGCGUGGAAGCAUUUCGGGGCUACUCUUUCGCGGAGUUAGAAUAGAAAUAACUAUAUCGAGAUCUCGAAUUCCCUCACCUUAAGAAUGAGUAUUGCGUUUUACUGUUCUGUUAGUUACGCCGUUCGGCGUCUCGUGGCUGAUACUCCCUGCAUGAGCCUGAAAAUACUUUUCAUCGA
Annulohypoxylon maeteangense is the source of this 1652-nucleotide messenger RNA. RefSeq names its product glycosyl hydrolases family 35-domain-containing protein. Gene Ontology annotation, cellular component: vacuole. The transcript has a single exon. The record is from RefSeq and is a predicted model, not a curated record. Gene Ontology annotation, biological process: carbohydrate metabolic process. Lineage: Eukaryota; Fungi; Ascomycota; Sordariomycetes; Xylariales; Hypoxylaceae. The coding region runs from base 40 to 1449 and encodes 469 amino acids. Gene Ontology annotation, molecular function: beta-galactosidase activity.